Trichomycterus rosablanca is the source of this 1467-nucleotide messenger RNA. RefSeq names its product thrombopoietin (gene thpo). Gene Ontology annotation, molecular function: hormone activity; cytokine activity. Gene Ontology annotation, cellular component: extracellular region. Bases 185 to 790 code for a protein of 201 amino acids. Lineage: Eukaryota; Metazoa; Chordata; Actinopteri; Siluriformes; Trichomycteridae. Gene Ontology annotation, biological process: cell population proliferation. The transcript has 5 exons. The record is from RefSeq and is a predicted model, not a curated record.
ACUAACGGAAAUACCAGCGCACUAUCAGAUAAAUGUAAUCACACUAUCUGUGUGUGUGCGUGUGUGUGUGUGUGCGUGUGUAGUGUAUAGUGUGUGUAUGACUGUGUGUGGGCGGGGGAGGUGACAGUACGAGUGGUGGACACACACACAUUUUGGAGGGUCACUGAUUAGGUAACAGUUUCAAAUGGAAUGGACGGUGAUCAGAGAGCGACGAGCUAAACAUCUAACACGGACGUGGUUCCUGGUGCUGACCGUGGUCUGUUCGGAGUUCUCGCCCGCCGACGCCGACGCCAACGACUUCCUGUGCCGUGGCGAAGCGAGGAAGAUGAUGAACAAAGUGAAGGAGCUGGAACAGGAACUGGUUGGAUGCAGCGCUGCCAGAUCUCUCUCCACGCCGGUCCGGUUACCCUGCACCAGAGUCCACGUGGCAACCUGGAGACAGAAACCGGUAUCAGAACGUAGCGCUGAGGUUCUGCUCUCCCUGAGGUUGUUGGUGCAGGAUCUUCACCAAGCCAAAAUCCAAAACCCGUCCGGCUGCACCAACACACUGCUGCACAACCUCAAACACAACGUCAACAACUACAUCCUCACACUCACACAACUACACACACAGGGGGGGUCAGACAGGUCAGAGGGGUCAGACAGGUCAGACGGGGUGAAAGUUCCAGGCUGUCCGGCUCAGGAGUCACAGAAUCUGGGUUCAGUUCUGAAGAGAUUUGAACUUCUGAUCUCCAGAAAACUGGAAUAUCUGAUGACAGACAUGAUGAAGGCAUGUCCACCGGACCCCUGACUCUGAGACCCUGACCACUGACGGCUCGGACUCUGGAUGGGACGCUGACGGACGUCGCUGAGGAAAUCUGAAGACGCUGCGCCUUCUACUGGUGGAAGAUUCUUCUGCAAUGAACCUGUCACCAAAUGGACCUUAACGUUCACUAUAUGGCCAAAAGUAUGUGGACACCCGUCCUAAUGAUUGAUUGUAGUUGUUUCUGCCACGUCUAUUGCUUUUAACAUUGUGUGAACAGUUUGGGGAAGUCCCUUUCUCCUUCAGACGUUCCAACUCAACACUUUGAGAUGAAUUUAACUCUGAUUGAGAGCCAGACCUUAUCAUCAGAGCCCGACCUUACUGACUCUUUGACUAAGAGGGCACAUAUUCCCACAGACACACUCCAAAGUCUUGUAGAAAAGCUUCCCAGAAGAGUGGAUGAUAUUACAGUAAAGCUACAAAUAAAAGCGCGACCGGUUCAACAUAAAUGUCCAGGUUUUGGAAUCUUCCUCCCUCAGGAUGUCCGACAGUCACAGUCAGUGUCCCAAUACUUUUGUUCAUAUAGUGUGAUUGUAAAUGCUGUAAAUGCUGUUGAGAUGUAAAAUGAUUUAUAUAUAUAUAUUUUUACACUCCUUUAUAAAAACACUCCCUGAAAUAAUAAAACAACCGCUGAUAGAACAGAAAUAAAAUCGAGUUUCAUUUUA